UCCAAUCGAAACGCAACAGGUGCAAACAGAGCGGCAUCAAUGGCUGACUGUUGAAGCUCAAACUUCAGGAACGCUUGACCAGUCUCAUCCGCUAUACUUCCAAAAACGAAAGGGAAAGCAAGAAGACGAGCUCGAAAACAGAGACCAUGGAAGGGGGAGGCGACACAACCCUCUACCUGCAACUCCACAAGCUCUCCAUCGCCGCGACCUCUGAAGAAGCAAUCGACGCCAUACUCGCCGCUCUCUGGCGGACCAGAAGGACCGGCCUCGGGCCUCCGGACAAAUCCCACAUCCAGUCUCUGCUCGGCCUCCCUUCCGCUUCCGAAGUCGACCCCGUUUCGGCGUGCCUGCGUUCUCUCAUCAGGAAAUGCGCGAACGACGACUUCGGCGAGAGCGAUCUCUUGAAGCUGUUUCCGCCCGACUUACCGGCUAGUCUGCAGGGCCUUCUCGUGUCAGCGCUGCUGAAGCAUAAGAAUCAGUGGAGGGAGGAAAAUUCUAGAGAGCAGCACUCAAUACCGCAUACCAGCAUUUCCUAUCAGGUCAAAUCAAGCAUGCCACCUACUUUCACAACUUUCCCAUCUUCAGAAACUUCAGCAUCUUCUCAGCCUCGCCAAGCGGAUCCGUGUUUCGACUUCAACUGCAGAGGCGGUGGUGGCAAUGCAACAAUCACUGCUGACUCUAACGUGUCGGCACCCAUCUCUCUCCAACGUGAUGUUGGUGCUCCUGAAAAUACGGCUACUGUUCCUCGGUUUGGUGAAAUGAAUUGGAGGAUCGAGAAGCAAAAAGCAUCAGCCAAUAAGGUGGCUGCAGUCACCCUGAAGUUGCAAGACCACUCCAAGUCUCCUUUAAGAGAAAAGGAAGUGAAGUUUCAGCUUACGAGAGAAACACUCGAAGCAAUGUUGAGAUCAAUGGCUUACAUCAAGGAACAACUUUCUAGCAUGGCUGGGAGUUCAGUAGAGCCAUUGCAGAAGAAGCAAAAGCAGUAAAAGCGUUAUGCUUUUCUUCUUAGGGUUCUGUAUACGAAUUUUUACGGUAGUGUAGACUACUGCUUGGAAGGCAGUCUAAUUUCAGAGUAGCUUCAUCCGUACAUGUAAUUUUACUUUGUGUACAUUAGUCUUGACAUGUCAUUGAAUAUUCUGUUGGAUGCUAUUUCAAUGAUAUUCGAUUCUUGCA
This is a messenger RNA of Syzygium oleosum, 1173 nucleotides long. RefSeq lists its product as uncharacterized. The record is from RefSeq and is a predicted model, not a curated record. The transcript has 6 exons. Lineage: Eukaryota; Viridiplantae; Streptophyta; Magnoliopsida; Myrtales; Myrtaceae. Bases 147 to 986 code for a protein of 279 amino acids.